AAGAGAAAUAGUACGCCCCGGGGUAACACGAUUUGCUUCAUCUUUCUUGACUUUACAAAGUUUGCUUGAAAAAAAGCAAGAGUUGAAAACCAUGAUGACUAGUCAUGAAUGGGACAAUACCAAACUGUCCAAGACUGUGAAAGGAAAAGAAGCCUUUAAUAUUGUUAUCCAUAAUGACUUUUGGAACUCUAUAGAGUUGUGUUUGAGAGUCUUCACUCCACUAGUGAAAGUUCUUAGACUUGUGGAUGGAGAUGAUAAACCAUCAAUGGGAUUUGUAUAUGGAGAGAUGCUUAGUGCCAAGGAGGAGAUAAAAAAUAUUUUGAAGAGGGAAUGUGACUAUCUUCCUAUUUUAUACAUUAUGGAUUCAAGAAGUGAAGAUAGACUUGAUAGUCCUCUUCAUACAUCGGGUUAUCUUUUGAACCCAUUUUAUUUCUUCAAGAGGCCUAGUAUUAAAGAUGACAGUUUGGUAACAAAUAACCUGAUCACGUGUGUUGAGAAGUUUUUCCCUGAUGAACAAAUGCAACAUCAUGUAAUAAAUGUUGAGCUGCAAAAGUAUACUCAAAAAGAAGGUGCAUUUGGAAGGAAAUUAGCAAUAAGCGGAUGCCUAAACAAUGAUUCAAGCUACAAUCCAGUAACCUGGUGGGACUUCUAUGGAAAUGAAACGCCUAAUUUAAAAUUCAUGGCGAAGAGGAUUCUUGGUUUGACAACUAGUUCUUCAGGUUGCGAGAGAAAUUGGAGCACCUUUGAAGGAAUUCACACAAAGAAGAGGAACCGUCUUGAUUCAACAAGGAUGAAAAAUCUUGUUUAUGUGCAAUUCAAUGCUAGAUUAGCGAAUAGGAAAAAAAGAAAGGACAAAUUGGAGGCUUGUGAUGCUAGUAAUGCACAGGGUUGGAUUGUUGAAGGCUGUGAUGAUAAUGAUGAUGAUGUUAUCAAUGAAAUGACUUCAACUACAACAACUUUGACAGGUGACGAAAACGAAAUAAGGGAGCUUGAUGAAGAGGAUUUUGAAUCUGAUGGAGAAGAAACCAUCUUGGAUGAAGAAGAUUAUGACUAGUUAACCUAGUCUUUUUGUUAAAACAUGAUAUAACUACUUUUUGUUAAACACAAGAUAUAGAUUGUGUUUAGUUAAUUGUAAUUUAACUUAUAACAUUUAAGUAGUAUCGCAAAAGUGACCAGAGGCUGCUUUUGGACUAGGAUACUCGUGCUUGGCUGCUUUUUUGGAUGAGGCAUACUCAGGUGCAAGUUGAUGGAGCAUUUGGGAUAUAUGGUGCUGCAUAUUUAAAGUAUUUGGAUCAUUAUGAAGCUCUGGGAAUUUUGGUUCUUAUCCAAUUUUUGUUCCCUUAGUUUGUGUACAUAGUCAGGCACUGUUUUUUGUAACUUUGAAGUUGUGAAACUUCAUAAGUUGAUGUAUGUUACAUUUUGUUAAUGGUGAAAUGAAUUUUCAUCUGGAUGCUCAAUCUUUUCAUCUCUAAGGACUGCAGGACUACAAGAACUUGUUGGCCAACAAGCUUUA
Molecule: messenger RNA, 1513 nt
Organism: Cuscuta epithymum
Lineage: Eukaryota; Viridiplantae; Streptophyta; Magnoliopsida; Solanales; Convolvulaceae
Source: the annotation of a GenBank genome assembly